UCCUGCUUCCUGUCUUUCACGUUCGUGAGUUCGUCGCAGGAGAAACGUAGUGACACGUGCAAACAUGGGUUUUCAAAAUAUUUGGUACUCACACCCACGAAAAUACGGUCAAGGAUCUAGGUCCUGCCGCGCCUGUGCAAACAGACAUGGGCUUAUUCGUAAAUACGGCCUGAACAUCUGUCGACAGUGCUUCAGGGAAUAUGCAGCCGAUAUUGGUUUCAAGAAACUGGAUUAAAUAUAAUGUAGGACGUAGUACAAGAAAUUCAUGGGCGACGGCACCAUGAUUUCCACACCAACACCCUGGGAUUAAAUUAACAGCAAAAAAUGGAGAUUGUGUAACAUCUGGCACACAACGUUCUUGAAAUGAAUAUAUUUAUAUCUACAUAAUCCAAUA
Messenger RNA from Temnothorax curvispinosus, 394 nucleotides. RefSeq names its product 40S ribosomal protein S29 (gene RpS29). Bases 65 to 235 code for a protein of 56 amino acids. NCBI's taxonomy places the organism in Eukaryota, Metazoa, Arthropoda, Insecta, Hymenoptera, Formicidae. Gene Ontology annotation, cellular component: ribosome; cytosolic small ribosomal subunit. The transcript is spliced from 3 exons. Gene Ontology annotation, biological process: translation. Gene Ontology annotation, molecular function: structural constituent of ribosome; zinc ion binding. The record is from RefSeq and is a predicted model, not a curated record.